Molecule: messenger RNA, 1335 nt
Organism: Pundamilia nyererei
Lineage: Eukaryota; Metazoa; Chordata; Actinopteri; Cichliformes; Cichlidae
Gene: sprn
Product: shadow of prion protein
Exons: 3
Coding region: 162-629 (155 amino acids)
Cellular component (GO): membrane
Source: RefSeq, a predicted model, not a curated record
CGCGCUACCGCCACCUGCUGUCUGCAGAGAUGUUUCUGUGAGCGUGCUGCGCGCUCUCGCAUCCUUCAGAUGGAACAAGCCUGCGCCGUACACGACAAUCCCCUCCAUCUUUCCUCCGAGUACCAACCCAUUAACGGGCUUAACAACACCAGGGAAUAAAGAUGUCUGGGAUGAACCAGGUGGUUGCAACAUGCUGGGCUUGCCUCCUGCUCUCUGCCUUCCUGUUUGAGCCCACGCUGUGUAAAGGCGGACGUGGAGGGUCCAGGGGCUCCUCUCGAGGGUCACCCUCCCGCAGCUCCACAGCAGGGACCUACAGGGGAGGAGGUGCUUACGGCGGGACCCGCUCUCGUUUCAGGGUGGCCGGCCGGACGUCACCGGUGAGGGUGGCAAGUGCAGCAGCAGCAGGGGCAGCAGUGGCGUUAACGGCAGAUAAAUGGUACGCAUCUGCCUACCGACGCGGCAACACAGACAACUCGGAGGAAGAGCUGGAUUACUACAACAGGACCAAUUACUUUGAUGCUCUAAUGUCAGGUUCUACUCAAAAUGGAUCUUUUUUUUCUAAAGUAGUUUCUGUCAUUAUCACAAUGUUUUCUCCUAAAUAUGGACUCUUGAUGGACAGUAUACUGUAGAUAUUUGGGUGAUUUGUAGGAUACAUUUGUGAUUGGAUCUAGAACCGAAGUUCCAUCCAGGUUAUGAUUAUAAUGCAGAGGACUGACUGGAACCUGCACGGGUAAGACCAGUUAGAGCGGCCACACAGGAGCAGAACAAAACAAUGACAAAAGCAUCACUGUACUGUACUUUUUACAGUUUUUCCAACCGGCAAACAACAGGCUGCGUUACCAGCUUAGUAUUCAUGGGGACAUUUCACCUCUCAGACUUCAUCUCUGCAUAUAUAACAGAACUACUGUCAAUUUCCACCCCUAAAGCUUAAAUCUUAGUAUUUCACUGAAGAACAUAUCAGCAAAAUGCCAAUGACUCUUCAGAGUCUAACCGAGCUGCUUUCUGCCAAUUUUAACUACUGCCAAAUUUAAAAAAAAUAUACUUUUAAUAAUAUGCACAAAAUAAAAAGUGACCUGUACUGCAGCUCUGUACAAAUGAGAGAAUCUAUCUGUGUUUAAAAGCAGACUGGUGUAUUAAUAUAAAGUUUGGACUUGCUGCAGUUCAUUUAAAAUAUGGAAGUACAGAUUAUCAGCUACUUUAUAACAUUUAAGUUGAAAGGAACCUGGCACCGGCAUUUUUUCACCCCUGAAAUCGAACAGUAUUAGUAAUUUUUCUCUGAAAUAUGGACUUAUUUAUUUUACAGAGGAAAAUACGUGUUUUUGUUCAGCUUCCAAA